This is a messenger RNA of Physella acuta, 2362 nucleotides long. Its product is annotated as translocation protein SEC62. Gene Ontology annotation, biological process: post-translational protein targeting to membrane, translocation. Gene Ontology annotation, cellular component: endoplasmic reticulum; endoplasmic reticulum membrane. NCBI's taxonomy places the organism in Eukaryota, Metazoa, Mollusca, Gastropoda, Physidae. The record is from RefSeq and is a predicted model, not a curated record.
AACACUCUGAAAAUUUGUAUUGUUACUUCCGCCUGUGAUGUAAACUAAGAAGUCGUUUAUUUACUUUCAAUAUUUAAUAUUAUUAAAAUAUGGCAGAUAAAAAGAAAGGAAAGCAACGAAAGAUUGAAGAGGAGAAGCCCACUAAAGAAGAAUAUGCAGUUGCUAAAUAUUUGAGAUUUAACCUACCUGUGAGAGAGGGAAAGCUUGUUGGAAUGGAAGUGAAAUGUUUUAUUGGCAGUGCUGCUGUUGAUAAAUUGUUGGAGUCAAAGUGGUCAAAAGCAAAGAAUGAAAAAGAUUUCCUCUUUCCUAAUCGUAAUGCAUGUGUUUCAUACAUGGUCAGGUUGUUAGAGAAAGGGCUUUUUCAUAGAGCUGAAAGGGAAAAACGUAAAAAGGAGCGGCCGAUUAAAAAGAAAAGGAAAGAGGGAGAAAAAGAAGAGACAAACCAAGGAGAUGAAGAACUGAGGGAAAGAAAAGGAAAGAAAGAGAAAAGGAGUAGAAGAGAAAAAGAUAAGGAAAAAGAAAUCGAACAAGAUGACAAAGGUGAAAAGAAAGUGGAUAAAGUAGAGAAAAAGGAAGAGAAAAAAAAGAAAGAAAAACGAUUAAAGCUUAUCAUGCCUGAAGACCAACAUUUUACAGAUGGUGAUGAGGUGUAUGUCUGGAUCUAUGACCCUGUUAAUGCUAAAAACUUCUUAAUUGGUCUUUUAAUGGUGCUAGGAGCCAUCGCACUUUGUAUGUUUCCACUGUGGCCGGAAGAGGUCAGGGUUGGUGUCUAUUAUCUCAGUCUGGCUGCUGCAGGCUUUGUUGGAUUUAUUUUGUUUCUUGUUGUUGUUCGUCUCAUCUUAUUCUGCUGUAUAUGGGCACUUACAUUUGGAAAGCAUCACUUCUGGUUCCUGCCUAACUUGACGGAAGAUGUAGGGUUCUUUGAUUCUUUCAAACCUCUUUAUAAACAUGAUGUUGUCACCAGAGAAUCAAAAGCAGAAGAUGGGAAAAAGAAAGCAAAAAAGAUUGACAAAAGUGGCCAAAGUAAAGAAAAAUCAAGUGAUAAGGAAGAUUCAGAUGAGUUUGAAUUGGUCAAAAAAGAAGAUCUAGUUGAUAAUGGUGAAAAUAAUGUUAAUGAGGAUAAUCAAACAGAGGAUCCAGAUAAUGAGAAUGAUAAUCAAGAACAAGAAGAUGAUGAUAACCAAGAACAAUAUGAUGAUGACGACAACCAAGACAGGGAUGAUGAUGACAUUGAUGAAGAUGACGAAAACAUUGUUGAUGAAAAUAGCGAGGAACACGAUGAUGAAAGUAGUUCAGAAGUGACACUUAAAAGCAAAAAAGAAUCAAAGAAAAAGAAGUGAAAUUUUUUAUUCAUUCAAUAAAGAACAUUCUUAUUGCCAGGAGGGAAAUUGCAUGAUUUUAUUAUUUACUUAUUGUUGUCUUUUGUUACAUUUUAUGAUUUGGCUUUUUUGUAGUAGAUAGGAAAGUAAAAACAAAUUGUUUAGAAGACUGCUAUCAAUUUAAAAUUACUUGAUUUUUUUUUAAUAUAUAUGCUACUUAACCAUUGCUUUGUUUAAAAAAACUGCAACCUUUAAGUAAGCCAUCAGAACUAAAACAUUAAAUCAUUAAUAGUGGAGUUUAAAAACAUUAUUUUUAAAAAUGUAAAUAAUAUUAAUAACAACUUUUUACCUAUCCCCAACAAAGUUACAAUUUGAUUUUAAAAUUUAAAGACAAUUACAGCAGUUUAAGAUUAGCUAAACACUUACAGACUUCCACCAAUUUGCUUGAAGUUUUUAAGGUAAAAUUGUCCCUCUCAUUGAACUUACUGUUUAAAAAUGUUUCUGUUCAACUAUUGUUGAUGUAUUCUUAAAGUUGAACAUGGUUUUAAAUUCUAAAUGACUCUACUACUCUUACAUAAUUUAGUUCUGGUAACUGGUUUACAAUGAAGUUGAACUAAAGUAUUUAUCUGGUUUAAUGGGUUUUCUUUUUUUAUCUCAUGAAACAAUUUUUAUUUAUUGACAUUUCUCUCAUGUCAUUGGAUAUGUACCAUUGUUGACUCGCCACAUUAAUACAAUUAAAUGUUUUAAAAUACCAUAUGCAUUUUUUCUAGUCGUUGGAAUUUUAAUGAAGACUUUUCAGUUGAUUAAGCUCAAAAUUCAAAAUCAUCCAUCUUUGUGAAAGUAAACAUUAUUUUUGAUGUUCCACAAAAAGGGGUACAACUAAAAGGUUAUAUCUAAAUGAUUAAAAGCAGUUUUCAAAUGUAUAGUAAAGCAGGAUGGUGCCAACUGAACAGAUCUGAUAUAUCUACAUGAAGAUAAAGAUUAAAUUAGUCCAGCAAGUGAUUCUUGUAACAUGUUUAAUAAAUGUCAUUGCUGACACCACA